Glycine soja is the source of this 1267-nucleotide messenger RNA. RefSeq names its product syntaxin-61-like. Gene Ontology annotation, molecular function: SNARE binding; SNAP receptor activity. The transcript has 7 exons. Gene Ontology annotation, biological process: vesicle fusion; Golgi vesicle transport; intracellular protein transport. The record is from RefSeq and is a predicted model, not a curated record. The coding region runs from base 205 to 837 and encodes 210 amino acids. Lineage: Eukaryota; Viridiplantae; Streptophyta; Magnoliopsida; Fabales; Fabaceae. Gene Ontology annotation, cellular component: SNARE complex; membrane; endomembrane system.
AAAACAAGCUGAGAAAUGAAAGUGAAGAGAGGAAGCAGAGUGUGUGACUGUUCCCCAAUUUCCUGUGCUUAGAGUGAAGAAGCAUUUAGAAAAAGCAAGACACGAUGCCUUCGGCUCAAGAUCCAUUCUACGUUGUCAAGCAAGAAAUUCAAGAAUCUAUUGAUAAGCUAAAAUCCACUUUUCACCAAUGGGAAAACACUGCUGAUGUUGGCGAGCGAUCCAGUCUAUCAAAGGAAGUUCUUGCUAGUUGUGAAAGCAUUGCAUGGCAGAAAGGUGGAUGAAUUGGACAAAGCAAUUUCUGUGGCUGCUAGAGAUCCUUCUUGGUAUGGCAUUGAUGAAGUGGAGGUUGAAAACCGGAGGAAGUGGACCAGUGAUGCUCGCACCCAGGUGAGCAAAGCAAAGAGAACAGUGGAAGCUGGAAAGGGCUCAAACAAUGCUAGUCUAAGUGGGAUGCACAGGGAAUUAAUGAGGCUUCCUAGUUCUCAUCAAACUACAUCUAACCAAUAUGCUGCCCAGGAUAAUGAUGAUUUCAUAGAGUCAGAAUCAGACAGGCAGAUGCUUCUUAUAAAGAGACAAGAUGAGGAGUUGGAUGAGCUUAGUUUAAGUGUACAAAGAAUUGGAGGUGUUGGACUUACUAUACAUGAAGAGCUCCUUGCGCAGGAAAAGAUUAUUGAUGAACUUGGCAAUGAGAUGGAUGGUACAUCUAAUCGCCUAGAUUUUGUCCAGAAAAAAGUGGCAAUGGUCAUGAAGAAGGCUAGCGCAAAGGGCCAGAUCAUGAUGAUAUUGGGUUUGUUGGCGAUGUUUAUUUUCCUCUUCAUCUUGGUAUUCUUCACCUAGUCAGUGAGACCGAUGAACCCUGGCAAUGCUUUGUUUGUACAUGAAAAAAGAUUUAAAGCUUCUGUGAAGAUACAAGAUUAAUGAGACAUUAAAUAUGCCUAAAACUCAAAUAUGGAAGCGUCUUUGAUUUGUGGAUGAUUUGUGGAAGGCAGUAGAAAAUUUUGAUUAUGAUGAAAAAGGAAGCAACGCACUUGAAAAUUUCACAAGAGGAUUUUGUUUCUGAACAAGACGGCUCGCAAACGUGAUUUAAAUUAGUAGUAUUCGUUUUUAAGAUGAUUUUCUCCUGCAUGUAUUGCUUGAUGCCGUUUUUUUUUCUUUUUGUAACGACAACGUGGUGUUUCGAAUUUAUAUACUUUUGACUUUGAGUGUACCAAAAUAGCGUAUGAUCUGUCUUAUACAAAUCAAAUCAACCAAUUAUUUACCUGCUUAA